Molecule: messenger RNA, 891 nt
Organism: Cooperia oncophora
Lineage: Eukaryota; Metazoa; Nematoda; Chromadorea; Rhabditida; Trichostrongylidae
Source: the annotation of a GenBank genome assembly
AUGUCCAAUCUCAUGUGGAAAGAUCCUCAUAAGGAAGAACCUUAUGCAGAAAAAACAAGGGUAACUGCCGCAGUAGCUGCUUCAAGCAAGCAGGAACUGGUUUGCCCUCCAGGACCAAAGGGAGCACCAGGACAAAGGGGACAAAAUGGCCUUGAUGGAAAAGACGGUAUACCUGGAAGGAACGGAAACUCAGGAAAUGGAGUAAAUGCGGACACUAAUGGGCUAUGUCUGCCAUGCCCAGCUGGACCUCCAGGUUUAGCCGGGUACAAAGGAAAAAGGGGAGCCAGAGGCCCCAAGGACCGCCCGGUAGGUGAUGGAGCCGCUGGAGACCCCGGACCUGAUGGAGAUGUUGGACAUCCCGGACCACUUGGUGCUCCCGGACCAAGAGGUCCCCCUGGAGAGCCCGGUGUGGGUACUGUGAAAGGACCACCAGGACCUCGUGGAGAAAUGGGACCACCUGGAGCGCCUGGUGAUGAAGGUCUCCCUGGUGAGAGAGGCGACGACAUGAAGCCUGGACCUCAGGGACCACCUGGACCAGUGGGUGCACCAGGUGACGCUGGACCGGACGGUAUUCCCGGUCCUACUGGAAGACCGGGAGGAAAUGGUGCCGAUGCAGAGUAUUGCCAAUGUCCUAAUAGGUCUAAAAAACCAAAAGAUUCCUACGAUGCCGGCGCUGGCGCUGCAAAUGCUGCAGCGCACGUUGUCUCGGAUGUUGUGUCACGACCUAGUGUUGCCGCGGAAAGUCAAGCUGUGUUCGAGAACGGUGGUAAUGGUGUAGGUGCUGACAUCGCAGGACAGGGAGUUGGAGUCGAAGGAACCUAUCCGGCCAAAGCUAAACUCAACAAGCGUCAGUUGGCCAAAUCUCUACGAAGAAAACUUGUUCUAUUGUAG